Molecule: messenger RNA, 603 nt
Organism: Sclerotinia sclerotiorum 1980 UF-70
Lineage: Eukaryota; Fungi; Ascomycota; Leotiomycetes; Helotiales; Sclerotiniaceae
Exons: 3
Coding region: 1-603 (200 amino acids)
Source: RefSeq, a predicted model, not a curated record
AUGACGAGAGUUUUUGUUUAUACCAUCGCUCUCGCGGCUUUUGUCGCCGCGACGACAUUGACCUUCGUAUCAAUCUUCACACCCGAUUGGAUUUCAUGGGAUAUGACGACGCCGAACGGAAAUCAUGUAACGAAAACGAUAGGACUUCAUCGCGGCUAUAGUUCGCUGACGGGCCACUCUUCUCAUUUCCCCACACCUGAAGAUUGUGCGGGGCCAGAUCGAAGAUUCUGCUCUAUGUGGCGAUCGGUGGGAUUUCUCAUGUCUUUCGCAGCUGUGGUAGAAUUGGUUACGUUGGUUGCAUAUGUGGUUGUGCUACUUGGUGGCAAACAGAAGAGAGAAACCGGUUGGAAAAUACUAGUUUUCAUGUUGGUGCUAGUGGGUGUAGUUCAAGCGGCUAGCAUGAGUAUUGUGGCAUAUCUUUAUGACCAUGAUGAACAAUUCUUUCCGGGCUGGAGGCUGGAUAAGGGAUGGAUCUUCUGCACUGUUAGUUGGUGUAUCUCGAUUGUGUCGGCUGGAUGUAUUGCAAUCUCCGCCUUUGCGUUCUCUCCUGAAGAUGGCUACGAACUCAUACCAAGUGAGCGAUACGGAGGACUUUCCGGCUGA